UGUUUAGAUAAAGUUCUUUACUUCAGCUACUUGACUUUAUCAUUUAAUGAACUCACACUUGGAAAAGUCAGGUAGCACACUGAGGGCGCGCGCUCUGCCACUGUGCGCGCACGGUGGUUGCCGGCGGUUGCCAUGGUGCUGAAUAUAAACCACAGAAGGUAAACUGAACAGGAAAGAUGGACUGGAGCUGAAAACGUGAGCUGAAAUGAUCCAUUCUCGCCUGAAAACCUCACGUCCGAGUAGUUCAGGUGACUUGAGUUAUUUUAUGAGUACAGUCAGACCCAGAUUGUGAUAGACUGAGGUGGUAUGAAGGCUCACAGCGGCGAUGUCGCAGUGUUUGUCCGGAUCAGACCAACUGCCAACUUCGCCCAAGACCUUAUUGAAUGUCUUCCUGACGGGCAGACAGUGAACAUCUAUCACAGGAGAGACUCCAGGAAACUCCAGGACUCCAGAAAAACUCGGCAGGGCUCCUGGUCAUUCAGGCUUGAGGGGGUCCUGCAGGAUGUGUCCCAGGAGGAGGUGUAUUCCCGAGUGUGUCAAAGGGUGGUACAGGGAGCACUGGAUGGCUAUAAUGGUACUGUGAUGUGCUUCGGGCAGACAGGUGCAGGAAAAACCUACACCAUGACAGGAUCCACAGAAUCAUACAAGCAGAGAGGGAUCAUUCCUCGGGCCCUUCAGGAGGCGUUUCGGGAGGUGGAGAAAAGGACUGAGCAUUCCUUCUCAGUGCACCUCUCUUACCUGGAGAUCUACAAUGAGACCCUGGUGGACCUGCUGUCACCGCUGCAGGGCUUACCUCACAUGUCUUCCCGGGGCAUGGUGGUGACGGAGGAGCCGGGCAGAGGGGUGUAUGUCAGAGGUCUGUCUCUUCACCCGGUUCACAGCGAGGAGGAGGCGCUCAACCUGCUGUUUGAGGGUGAGAUGAAUCGCAUCAUUGGAUCUCAUGCCCUGAACAGGAACUCAUCCAGGUCUCACUGUAUCUUCACUCUGCACAUAGAGUCUCAUUCACGGACUGCAUCUGAUGCCAAGUACGUCACCUCCAAGCUGAACCUUGUGGAUCUGGCUGGGUCUGAGAGGCUGGGAAAGACCGGGUCGGAGGGUCAGAUGUUAAAAGAAGCCGCAUACAUCAACAAGUCCUUGUCGUUCCUGGAGCAGGCCAUCCUGGCUCUGGCAGACCGUCGCAGAGACCACGUUCCCUUCAGACAGUCUAAACUCACACAUGCCCUUAAAGAUUCGUUAGGAGGGAACUGCAACACUGUGCUUGUGGCCAACAUCUAUGGUGAAGCUGCACAGAUUGAUGAAACACUCUCUACUCUGCGGUUUGCGAACAGAAUGAAAUGUGUCCGGACUGACCCUGCAAUUAAUGAACACAUGGAUCCAGCUCUUCAGAUCAAAAAACUUCAGAAGGAAGUCAAGAUGCUUAAAGAGGAACUGUCCAUCUACAACACACUGGUGAGGAGGCCGAGCGUCUCGUACGAGCCGUUGUCUGAAGCCCAGCUGGCUGAGAUUAACAGUGAGGUUCAGAGGUACCUAGAUGGAAGCCUUAAGGAAAUCAGUAUCAUAAGCAUCAGGCAGGUCCAGGCGGUCUUUGCCCAGUUUAAGCAUGCUGUGCAGGAGCAGGAGCAGAAGGUGAAGGCUCAGCUACGCCAGACCUACAACUUGGUGGAGAAAGACCAAAGUGCUAACACCCCUGCUGUCAAGGAGUUGGACACCAGCAGCAGCACUGAAGAUGUGGAGGCUGUCAGUUUAGGGGCGUCCGCUCCGUCACAGAAACAGACCCAGCGUCCAAGCUCGACUAAAUCCAAAACUAAGAAGUCCAGAGACAAAUCGAGCCAAAGUAAGAGGCAGGGAGACGGGAGUCCUGUUUCAAGGAAGCGUUUGGAGAGUGCCUCAAAAUCAAAGCUGAACCCUGCCCAGACACCUGAGAAGGAAGUGGAGCCACAAGAACCAGACACUGAGAGCCAGGACAUGGAGGAGUCACACCCGCCUGGCAAUGAACCGCUUCAGCCUGACUCUCCUCCACCCAAAGCAGAAGCGUUUGAGGAUUUUAAGGUGGGGCGAGGCAGCACCAUCAACUGCAUCCUCAUGGAGAACAAGGCUGUGCUGCUGGAACGUCGCGGCCUUCUCCGCCAGCUCACUGAGGAGGUCAAUGCCGUCAAGAGAGAGAUCGACUGCACGACGGCCAUCAUAGAGCGGCACAAGAUGGGAGGAACUCAAGGUCAGUAUUUGGUCGUGGAGGACGAGCCAGACGCCACUUUGCUGCUGCAGCUCAGAGAGAUGAAGGCCCUGUACAGGCAGAGGUACGAUGCACUGCGCAACAUCAAGGCAGAGGUCAACUACUGUCAACACCUGGUGGAUCAGUGCAGGGUGCGGCUGCUCUCUGAAUUUGAGACCUGGUACAAGAAGACUUUCUUAUUACAUGAGGAGGAGCUGGACACACCUGUGGAUAAGAGCCUUGCACAGAGAGAGGAUAAUCAGCAGCCACAGUAUGAACUCAUCACAAACAGCCCCAGUGCCGAGUCCUUCUACACCGCUCGCUGCAGGACGCUGAAAAGGAGGAGCAGCAGGGUGCUGUCCUGUACUCCAGUGCAGAGGAACUCAACUCCAGGGUCCAGACAGAGAAGACUUCUUCCAAUUCUACCUGUUAGUUAAGUGAGUUUUAUGUACAAACAUAUGUUAAUGAACUCCAUGAGAUCCACGUGCUAAAUGUGAAGUGUAAUUUGCCUUUUCUACAUUUAAAUCUCUGCAUUGUAGCUGGUAUAACAUUUGGAGAUCAAUUAAAGACAAAAAGACUCUACACAGUGAUUCAGCUUCUUAAAUGAAAAGUAAAAUUUAUUAUUCCUGAACCACAAAAUAGACUUCUUUGGUUGUACAAAUUCACUAGUUACAGUCUUGUAUGAGCUCUAACCCUUGACCCUAGGACUUCUGACCCUUUCCCUCCGACCUAUUUGCAAGUAAAAGCCCCCAAACGGAACUCAAGACAAAAGAAUAAACACAAAAACUUGAAACACUGCAUUAAUAAUGUAGUGAAACCCACCUGAAAAAAAAAGAUUUACCUACUGUAAGUUUAAAAAAAAAAAAGAGAUAUCAGCCAUUGCAAAUGUUAUCAAACAAACUGAAUUUCAGUCAGUGAGCGCAACAUGGAAAGCUAUAAUUAGAAGACCCUACAUUAAAUUAACACAAAUGCUACUAUGCUGUGAUUCUGCAAAAAUACCCGUCAGAUACCUAAACUGACAGUAUGUCAAGCAGUGAGCUGAAUGUUUGAAUGAGAUCAAUAUCUUGAGAGGGAUUUCUGAUCGGUUGUGCCUCUCCCAUUAACAAA
This is a messenger RNA of Lates calcarifer (barramundi perch), 3319 nucleotides long. RefSeq names its product kinesin family member 9 (gene kif9). Gene Ontology annotation, molecular function: microtubule motor activity; ATP binding; microtubule binding. Gene Ontology annotation, biological process: microtubule-based movement. Lineage: Eukaryota; Metazoa; Chordata; Actinopteri; Centropomidae. The record is from RefSeq and is a predicted model, not a curated record.